This is a messenger RNA of Aaosphaeria arxii CBS 175.79, 1166 nucleotides long. RefSeq names its product UbiE/COQ5 methyltransferase. The record is from RefSeq and is a predicted model, not a curated record. Gene Ontology annotation, biological process: ubiquinone biosynthetic process. Bases 346 to 1053 code for a protein of 235 amino acids. The transcript has a single exon. NCBI's taxonomy places the organism in Eukaryota, Fungi, Ascomycota, Dothideomycetes, Pleosporales. Gene Ontology annotation, molecular function: methyltransferase activity.
CUCGAAAGUUCGCGCCAAGCAUCUCGACUUUCUUUAAAACCUUCAAUCAUGAGUGCUCAAAUUCCGAAAGCUGUUUUCAGACGCCAAUUGGCCGGGGGAGUGAAGAGGAGGGUAUCGAGAGACCCCUACCGAUGUUUUUCAUGCUCGGUUCGCCAGUCACAGCAGCAGACGCCGCCGCCUAAGGAUCGUCAAAAUGCUCCAGGCACGACACACUUCGGCUUCGAGACGGUCGCUGAGGCGCUGAAAGAGCAGCGUGGUAUGUUUUGAUCCAAGUAUAUAGCUUUCUGUGGCUUAUUCGGUUCAGUCGGUGCUGUUUUCUCCUCCGUUGCCUCAUCGUACGAUACCAUGAACGAUCUUAUGUCCCUUGGAAUCCAUCGCCUCUGGAAAGACCACUUCGUCCGAAACCUCAAUCCCGGCCGAAACCCCUUGACCUCCUCGUCCUCGUCCGAGAAAGGCUGGAACAUUCUUGACAUCGCUGGUGGCACCGGCGACAUCGCAUUCCGAAUGCUCGACCACGCCUCAACGAUCAACAACGAUGCCCACACCAAAGUCACCGUGGCAGACAUUAAUCCAGACAUGCUUGCGGAAGGCAGGAAGCGCGCUCUCGAGACACCAUAUGCCAGGUCACCCCGACUGGACUUCAUUGAAGCGAAUGCGGAGAAAUUGGAUAUGAUUCCGGACGCCAGUAUCGACCUGUACACCGUGGCUUUCGGUAUCAGGAAUUUUACGCACAAGGAGGCGGCUAUCCGCGAGGCUUAUCGCGUGUUGAAGCCCGGCGGUGUGUUUGCUUGCAUGGAGUUUUCCAAGGUCAACAACAGCCUCUUCGAUGCCGUAUACAAGCGCUGGAGCUUUUCAGCUAUCCCCCUAAUCGGACAAGUCGUUGCUGGAGAUAGGGAUAGUUACCAGUACUUGGUAGAGAGUAUCGAGCGGUUCCCCAGUCAGACAGAGUUCCGAGACAUGAUCAAGGACGCCGGGUUCUUGGUACCGGGCCAGGGCUGGGAAGAUUUGACCGGCGGUAUUGCCGCUAUUCACAAGGGCGUCAAGCCAGCGUAGUCACAGCAUUGUUCAUGAAUAUGUAGUAUAGAAAGUGUAAUUUUAUUGCAUUGUAACAUGAAGCAUGGUAGCUUAGGGUAUCAACCAAUCCAGAGAAAUCCCCGUUAACGCCA